AUGUCCUUAGUGUCAGAGAGCUCGGGGCGACGUUCUUCGUCACAUCGUAACUUACGAAUGAUUCGAAAUUUAUCGCGUGCAUGUGCUGGUUCACUGGAUGUUGGUACCUCCUUCAUUCCCAAUUUUUCGGCUGCUGCAAGUGAGGGCAUGAAACUGACGGCCGAUGAUGAUAACUGGGCAGAAAAUACCACGGUCAUAACUGGCACUACGAGUGAACACUCAUAUAACGGUCUUGCUGAAAGAGCACUUGUGGCUCCUGUUGGACGUGUUGUUGCCAGGAGAUGUUCUCGGAUAUUUUGGCUUUUCAGUGCUUCGAUUAUUUCAUUUAUAGCUGUUAUUUCUCCUUCUCUUAUGGUUGCUUUACCAAUUAUUUUGUAUCAAAUUGGAUUCGGCUGGCCUGAGGUAUUGUGUGGUGCUGACUGCCAAGGUCUGAUGUUGAAUUUGGCAGUAAAAACAAUGCUAUUAUUAGGCGCACUUUGGGCCAUGUAUUUUCGUCAUGCUUCAGCGGAUAUGCCACGUCUUUUUUUUCAUCGUGCUGCAUUGGCAUUCUUAGCUUUAUUUAUUCUUUUUGCCUUCUGGUUGUUCUAUUCUGUCCGUAUAUUAUUCGAGAAAGAAAGCAGUUGUAAUGUGAUUAUCGGUUUUGCUCUUUCAUUGCUCGAUGCAAUGCUUUAUUUACACUACAUUACGGUCAUUGUUUUGGAACUGCGAGCAUUGAGGCCGGAGUUCAUUGUCAGUGUUGUAAGAGAUCCAGAUGGAGAAAGUCGAACUUUUAGCCUUGGUCUAAUGAGUAUCCAAGAAGCUGCUGUCCAUGUUCUCAGGAUGUAUUAUUCUACUUUCCCGUCUUACAAUCCCUAUAUGGAUAAAUCGUUCAACGGAGGUUCAAUGCAUUUUCGGUCUGGUGUGUCACAACCAGCUGGAGGUUUCAAGAUGUAUGAUAUCGAAGGUUUGGGUAACGAAUGCACUAUAACAGAGGUUAACGCUCGCGCAAUUAUGGAGGCUGCUGCGAAAAGGCGAGUUGGUGGGCACAAUGAACGUUACCAUGAAAUAAUAGAGUGGGAACGACGAGUUCAAAAACGAAAAUAUCGCUUGAUUAGUACUACUGAAGAGGCGUUUGCAAGUGUUCAAAGCGUGACGGCCAACAAUCAAAAUAAGAUUUUUGGAGAGCCUAUGGAAGCACUUGGGGCAGCUCAAGCAGUGUUCUCUGCAAUUGCAAGGCCACUGAAUAAGUAUUUGAAACUUACUCGACAACAGCCUCGUCAUACAGCUGAUCAAGUUGUUGCUCAUCUUGCUCGUUGUCUCUCACUUCGUUUUACUGCUGCUACUUUUUUGCAGAGAUUCUUCUCUUCCAGAUUUCCUUUUCCAGAACAUGUGAGCGAAACAAAAUGGUCAAUUGUAUGCAAUGUGCAAGCAUCCGCCGGUAUUAGGCAUGGCACAGUGUUUGUAUUGCGUUGUCACGAACGUGAUGAUGAUGCUGGAGUACAGUUGCUUUGUUCACUUCAUUCAUUUCCUUUUUUUAAUCUAACCGAACAGCAAUCGUUGACAUCAAAAUUUGCCUUAAAAAUAACUCCGGAAUCAAAUGUUUAG
Messenger RNA from Brugia malayi, 1584 nucleotides. RefSeq lists its product as uncharacterized. Lineage: Eukaryota; Metazoa; Nematoda; Chromadorea; Rhabditida; Onchocercidae. The coding region runs from base 1 to 1584 and encodes 527 amino acids. The transcript has 6 exons. Gene Ontology annotation, biological process: multicellular organism development; Wnt signaling pathway, planar cell polarity pathway; establishment of planar polarity. Gene Ontology annotation, cellular component: plasma membrane. The record is from RefSeq and is a predicted model, not a curated record.